This is a messenger RNA of Seriola dumerili (greater amberjack), 4096 nucleotides long. RefSeq names its product replication factor C subunit 1 (gene rfc1). The record is from RefSeq and is a predicted model, not a curated record. Gene Ontology annotation, biological process: DNA replication; DNA repair. NCBI's taxonomy places the organism in Eukaryota, Metazoa, Chordata, Actinopteri, Carangiformes, Carangidae. Gene Ontology annotation, molecular function: ATP hydrolysis activity; ATP binding; DNA clamp loader activity. The transcript is spliced from 23 exons. The coding region runs from base 90 to 3578 and encodes 1162 amino acids. Gene Ontology annotation, cellular component: nucleus; DNA replication factor C complex.
CGCUUCGCGCCAAGCGGCUGCAAACAGGAUUGUCCGACUUUUCUAAAAAAAUAACCUGAAACUAAAGCUGCGACAAAAACGUCUUCACAAUGGACAUCAGGCGGUUCUUUGCACCGACUGCAGGGAAGGCUGCGGUGCAGAAACCAGCCCCCAAUGGAAACCUGAAGGCAGAGGAGGAGAAGAAGAAGAAGAAGAAGCCUCAGUCUCCAGAUGAGAAGCGCAAGGAUAGUGAGAAAAAAAGAAAGAAGCAUGCAGUUAUAGAGUCAGACUCGGAGGAGGAGCCCGUGAAGAAGUCAAAGAAAUCCCCCAAAGAGAAACAGAAAACCAGCAAGACAUCAACACCUCCCAAAAAAGAUCCUGUGCAGUAUGUCUCUGAAACAGACUCGGACAGUGACAACUUUCAAUCCUUGAAGAAGGUCUCCAAGACCAAGAAGAACGACACGUCCAAACCGACAAAGUCAGAUGCAGGGAGUCCUCGUUCAGGGGCCGAGACUCCUGUCAAGCCCUUCUCCACACAAGGGAAAACUGGGGUGAAGUCUCCUCCCAAACCUGUCACCCCUAAAUCAGCUCCACCCCCUCAGCCCAAAAAAACCCCCACCUCAGUAUUUGACUACUUCGGUAGAGGGACCAUUCAGCGCUCAGACAAGAAGCUGGUGGCCAGCACCAAACGAAAGGCUCCAACUCAGGACACAGAUGAUCUGAUCAGUGAUGAGGAAAUCGCCAGACAGCUGCAAAUGGAAGAGGACAUGGAGAUGGAAAAGCAGGUCCAUGAGGACGAGGAGUUUGCCAAAACACUGGCCAUGCUGGACGAGGAGCCACAGGCAAAGAAGGCUCGUAAAGGCUCUGAUGAAAAACAAGCACCUGCCACAAUUCCCAAAAAGAGCUGCACAGACUCUGCUGCUGGCAGCACAAGCAGCCUCACAAAGACCAACCGCAGCGUGUCGGAGGAUGUGAUCAGUCCGUCUCCUAAGAAGAGCCCUGCCCCUGCCAAAGCCAGCUCCAAACUGGCCAUGAUGAAGAAAAAGGAUGAAGAGAAAGAUGUAGGGACAAAGGGCAAAACCCCCAUUUCACCCACAAAAAUUAAAACCUCUCCCAGAAAGGAGCCCCUCACUUCGUCGAGCUCAGACAUGAAGUUCACACCCAAAACGGGAACAACACCCACUGCACUUAAAACUUCUCCCAAGAAACCAGAGAGCACAAACACGAGUCCUGAUGACCCUGAGAAGAAGAAAGUCAACUCUUCAGCUUACAGAAACUACCUCAACAGAGAUGGACCACGAGCUCUGGGCUCCAAGGAAAUCCCGCAGGGAGCAGAGAACUGUCUGGAGGGUUGUGUGUUUGUGUUGACGGGGGUCCUGGAGUCCAUGGAGAGAGAUGACGCCAAAUCCCUCAUCGAGCGCUAUGGAGGCAAAGUGACGGGCAACGUCAGCAAAAAGACCACUUAUGUGGUGCAGGGCAGGGACAGCGGAGUCUCGAAGCUGGAGAAGGCGGAGAGUCUUGGUACCAAGAUCCUGGAUGAGGAUGGUCUGUUGGAGCUGAUCAGAACCAAACCAGGAAAGAAGUCCAAGUAUGAGAUUGCUGCAGAGGCUGAGAGCAAAGCCUCAAAGACCAGGACUCCACCCAGCCGGACUUCAAAGAGCACCCCCAAAGCCCAGAAGAUAUCUCCCUCCAAGGGUAAUUCCAGGUCCCCUCAUACCCCGAGCCCGUCAAAGACCGGCCUGGCACAAGGUUAUGGUGGCAAGACUGGAGCUGGCAGCACUCCACCUGGGAGAGGCUCAGGUCACACGGCCAGGAGGGGGCUGGGCCUUUCAUCCUCCUCCACCUGUUCAUCAUCUUCCCCAUCACCGACCGGGGAGGAUGCCAGUCUGCUGUGGGUGGACAAGUACCGCCCACACUCUCUGAAGACUGUGAUUGGCCAGCAGGGUGACCAGAGUUGUGCCAAUAAGCUGCUGCGCUGGCUGAAGAACUGGCACAAGAACCAGAGCACUGCUUCCAAACCAGCAGCAAGGUUUGGUAAGUUUGGAGGAGGGAAAGAUGAUGGAUCAGGAUUUAAAGCUGCUCUGCUCUCUGGUCCUCCGGGGGUUGGGAAGACCACCACUGCUGCCCUGGUCUGUGAGGAGUUGGGCUUCAGCUAUGUGGAGAUGAAUGCCAGCUGUACUCGUAGCAAAAACAGUCUGAAGGAAGUCGUCGCAGAGUCACUUAACAACACCAGCAUCGAGAACUUUUACAAAGGCACGUCUCAGACUGUGAGCACUAAACACGUCCUGAUCAUGGAUGAGGUUGAUGGCAUGGCUGGCAAUGAGGACCGAGGAGGAAUCCAGGAGAUGAUCGGCCUGAUCAGAAGUUCAAAGAUUCCCAUCAUCUGCAUGUGCAACGAUCGUAACCACCAGAAGAUCAGGUCACUGGCCAACUACUGCUUCGAUCUGCGCUUCCAGAGGCCGCGAGUGGAACAGAUAAAGGGAGCCAUGAUGUCCAUCGCUUUCAAAGAAGGAAUUAAGAUCCCACCCCCAGCUCUUAAUGAAAUUAUCCUUGCUUCUAAUCAGGAUGUCCGACAGGUGAUCCACAACCUGAGCAUGUGGUCAGCUAAAGACAAGGUGAUGACGUAUGACCAGUGCAAGUCUGACGCAGCCAGAGCUCGCAAGGACAUGAAACUGGGGCCAUUUGACGUUUGCAGGAAGGUGUUUACCAAGGGGGAGGAGACUGCCCACAUGAGCCUCAUCGACAAGUCUGACCUCUUCUUCCACGACUACUCGCUAUCACCACUCUUCGUCCAAGAGAACUACCUGCAUGUCCGUCCAGCGGCUGCUGGUGGAGAUCUGAAGUCCCACCUGGUGUUGCUCAGCAAGACAGCGGACUCCAUCUCUGACGGAGACCUGGUGGACAGACGGAUCCGCUCUGGGCAGAACUGGUCACUGCUGCCUACCCAGGCCAUCUAUGCCAGUGUGUUACCAGGCGAGCUCAUGAGAGGCUACAUGAGUCAGUUCCCCACAUUCCCCAGCUGGCUUGGCAAGAAUUCCUCCACCAGUAAACAUUCCCGUAUUGUUCAGGAGCUGGCCUCACACAUGAGUUUAAAGACGUUCAGCAGCAGACAGGCGGUGAACCUGGACUACCUGCACUACCUAAGGCAGGCGCUGCUGAGCCCACUUCAGAGGCACGGAGCAGAGGGUGCCGGUCAAGCUGUGCAGCUGCUGAAUGACUACCAGCUGAUAAAGGAGGACGUGGACAGCAUCAUGGAGAUCAGCGUCUGGGGUGGACAGCCUGACCCCUAUUCCAAACUGGACUCUAAGGUCAAAGCAGCUUUCACGCGUGCAUACAACAAAGAAGUUCACCUGACGCCGUACUCCCUGCAAGCUGUGAAGAAGGGCCGCCGUGGUGGAGGUGGUGGGGAAUCAGAGCUGGGAGGAGAUGACAUGGACAACGGAGUUCAGGAGUCUGAGGAUGAAGGAGAAGGUCUCAAAGCUGACGCUAUGAUCAAGCAGAAGAAGGCCAAGGCCACCAAGGAGUCAAAGACAGAGAAGAAAGAAGAGUCUGGGAAGGGCAAAGGGAAAGGCAAGGGGAAAGGCAAGGCGAAGAAAUGACAAGACGAAAAAAAAGAACUGUCCUUGUCUGCCUCUGACUGUCCCGUCAGACUGUAUUAUUUUUCUCUGCACUUAAAAUGAUCUUGUAAUGAGCAUAAGAACAUAGUGAAACUGGCCUUAAACUCUGCAGGUAACUCAUCUUUCCCUUAGCCAAAAACUCUAAACCACACUGGCUGAGAAAUGCCUUUCCAGUUUUUAUCAACUUCCUGUCACGUUGCCAUCAGACUGUCUUCAUAAGCAAAUGAUGUUUAUUAUCUGCUUGUUCCACCCAUUAUCAUGUCUGUACACAUCUGUAGUAAUGCGUGUCUCAGAAGCAUUGUGCAUUUGUUUCUGUCAUCUGUUUGUAGUCCAGGUGUCAAGGCUGUAAAUAAUGAGACUGAUGUAAAAGACUGUUACCUUUUGCUACGACUUCAGAAGAGUACAAUACUUUUUGAUUUUGCUCUAUGGUUAGCACUGAUGACCCUGUAAAUGUCAAUUUUGUAAAGAUUUCAUGAGGAUUAAUAGAGAAAUAUGUCGCU